Messenger RNA from Phaedon cochleariae (mustard beetle), 490 nucleotides. The record is from the annotation of a GenBank genome assembly. Lineage: Eukaryota; Metazoa; Arthropoda; Insecta; Coleoptera; Chrysomelidae.
UCAAUUCAGUAUAGUCCUUCGAAUCAUUAUAAUAGGAUAACAAUAUAUAUAUUCGAAUAUGUACAAGUCAAGUGUGUAUAUAAUUCUAUUCUUUAUAGCAGUGGAAUUUUCAUCUGCAUCUUUGAAACUUGAGGACCUUGGAGAAAACCUUUCGAAACUGGCAACGGUGUUACACAAUACUUGUGUCAAAAAAACAGGAAUACCCGAAGCUACAAUAUCAAGCAUGAGAGAAGGACAUUUUGAAGAAGAAGACAAAUCAAAGGAAUAUGUCACAUGCAUAUGGCUGGAAUCCCAAAUUGUUAAACCUGAUGGUACUCUAAACUGGGAUCGCAUGAUGGAACUUUGCCCUCCUCAGAUAAAAGAAACAGGACCGAAAAUAGUACUAGGAUGUUGGGAGAAAGUUGAAGAGGUGACUCCCCUGGAGAAGAGAGUAUACGAACUGCAGAAAUGUUUCUACAAAUCUGAUCCAGAGAAUCAUAUUAUGAUUUGA